This is a messenger RNA of Trichomonas vaginalis G3, 822 nucleotides long. RefSeq names its product protein of unknown function, DUF4106 family. The record is from RefSeq and is a predicted model, not a curated record. Bases 1 to 822 code for a protein of 273 amino acids. Lineage: Eukaryota; Parabasalia; Trichomonadida; Trichomonadidae. The transcript has a single exon.
AUGGAAGUCAAUGGUGAACCAGAUAUAGCUGGUAUUUUAAGCGCGGCUUUAAUGCCAUUGAAAGAUAUGAAACAUGCAGAUAUUUUGGACCAGUAUGAAAUGAACAUGGCUGAUGGAAAUAUAACACCUGACGUUCUAGAACAUUUAUCUCAAAGAACUACACAGAACCAUAGAGAUGGUAUAUUUGGUGAAGAGUUUAGAAAGAAAGUUAGGGAGGGAGAAGGAAGAGAACCUAUUGUACAUGACCUUGCAAACGAAAGUUUACAAAAUGUCAUAAAAACUUACUUUGCAGGCGAUGAAUCGAGAAGGGAUGAAUAUUUAAGAAAACUCAAAUGGACAGUACCAAAUGAAAUGUUAGUAUUGAAAAACAUGUUCCUUGACAAAAUAAAACCAACUACAGAAAUAAACGACGCAAGACUGAAAGAUUGGGUAAAAGCUUUCCCAUUCACAAAAGAUAUUAUUGGUAACAUGGAAAGAAAACCAGAAUGGCUACAAAAACAUAUAUUUGGAAACGAGCUUAUUCCAUAUGGACAAGCUCUGUUUGAAGAGCUUGAACCAGAAACUCAGGAAAGAGUCAUGCAAACAAUACGCAAAGACUCAAAUACAGACUAUGACAAACUCUUUCUAGGAUAUAGGUUACCUGAGAUGGGCGACCAGAGCCAAAAGGCAAAAAGGACAUGGGAAAUUUGCAACAUACUAGAUGAACAUAAUGCAAAGAUGCAACAACUUCAAGCAGAGGGCAAUGAAGGAAAAAGAAGAGUUAAAAACUCAGUCAGGAAGAAAGUAAAGCUUGGUCCACGUGGGUUCUAUUAUGAUAUAUAA